AAAAAAAAAAAAUUUAUAUAUACAAAUACAAAUACAUAUAAAUUGUAUAUAUAGAUAUAUAUAAGUAUAUAUAUAUAUAAUAUAUAGUGAGAGAGUGAGAGAGAGAGAGAGAGAGAUAUAUAUAUAUAUAUAUAUAUGUAUCUGCAGUGGAGUUCCUGGUGUAUGAAGCUCUCCCGCAACUGUCUCCGUCCACAUAGAAACACAACAUUAUUUGUCUAAAGGGAUCCUUAUAAAUAUAGCUUCAACAUGGCUGACGCGCCCAGCAAUCUGUCCGCACAGGACCAAGAAUUUCUAAAGAAGUUUGGCAGGCUUCCGCCAAAGAAUAAGCUUGCACAGAAGAGGAUGAACCGUGGUGGGGAACGCAAGUACUUUGAUUCUGGAGAUUACGCUCUCAGUCAAGCCGGCAAGUCUCAGAACAAAGUUGGUCGAGCACUCCCCACACCAGAGACGAUUCCUCAUCAUUCGGACAAUGUGCAACCUAAGAAGCAGUCACAUUUGUCUGAGAAAUCUGGUUCGCUUACAAACCCUGAUAAGCCAUCUGAUAGCGAGAAAAAAGCCUGAUACAUGCAUUCAAAUAUUUGUAUCAAUACUACUAAAGCGGUUUGCUGCCGCCUAUCUGCAUAAAAGUCUAUAGAUAAUUCUCGUCUCUUGCUUUUG
Sphaeroforma arctica JP610 is the source of this 657-nucleotide messenger RNA. RefSeq lists its product as hypothetical. The record is from RefSeq and is a predicted model, not a curated record. Lineage: Eukaryota; Ichthyosporea; Ichthyophonida. Gene Ontology annotation, molecular function: protein phosphatase inhibitor activity. The transcript has 4 exons. Gene Ontology annotation, cellular component: cytoplasm. The coding region runs from base 247 to 561 and encodes 104 amino acids.